CCAUCUUCGCCCCAAAUUCAAUUCAAAUCUCACUCCGGUCUUGAAUUACUGCUUGAAUUAAACAAGGGAAUUGCCAUACCUAACGUCUUCUGCAUAUUGUCUUCAUCAUCGAUCUGAUCUGAUCUCAUCUGAUCGAUCAAAAUCUAGAAAAAAUGGCGAUGGCGAGGGCAAGCUCUGGCCUCGCAUACCCUGAUCGUUUCUACGCUGCUGCUACUUAUGCGGGCUUUGGUGGGUCUCCUAAUUCAUCUUCCAAAGGGGUCACCUCCAAAUUCUCUAACGACGUCGCUCUUUUGCUUUACGCCUUGUAUCAGCAGGCAACUGUUGGACCUUGUAACUUACCAAAACCAAGAGGUUGGAGUCCGGUGGAACAAAGCAAAUGGACAAGUUGGAAUGGUCUUGGAACCAUGGCUUCCAUUGAAGCGAUGCGCCUCUUUGUAAAAAUAUUGGAGGAAGAAGAUCCAGGAUGGUACUCAAGGAUAUCCAACUUUAUUUCAGAGCCUGUUGUAGACGUAGAGAUGAAUGAACACAAGGAAAAUUUUGUUCUUGGAGCGUGAACAAUUGCACCAGGAAUGCAUGCAUAAUUCAAAGAUGGGGUUACCCACUAAGGGUGAAGUUGCUUUGCCUGAAACGAAAACCAUCCCCUCCGAGAAUGGGAAUUCUGGGGAAACUCAGGACAAAGAUGUAAUGGUGGAAGGACUUGGUUCUGUUGGUGUGUAUGACCAAUGGGUUGCCCCUCCGGUCUCUGGUCCACGUCCAAAGCCCCGAUAUGAGCAUGCAGCAGCUGUUGUUGAUGAUAAAAUGUAUAUAUUCGGUGGAAACCAUAAUGGACGUUACUUAAAUGAUCUUCAGACACUUGAUUUACGAAAUUGGACAUGGUCAAGGAUUGAAGUUAAAGCAAACUCUGAGGCUCCAGCGGCAGUUACUCCUUGUGCAGGGCAUUCUUUGAUACCAUGGGAAGGGAAUAAGCUUUUAUCAAUUGCAGGACAUUCAAAGGAUCCUUCCGAAGUUGUUAAUGUGAGGGCAUUUGAUCUGCAAACAUGUACUUGGUCAACCAUGAAGACCUACGGGAAACCGCCGGUUUCACGUGGAGGUCAAUCAGUUACACUUGUGGGGACUAACUUAGUCAUAUUUGGUGGACAAGAUGGAAACAGGACUCUCUUGAAUGACCUGCACAUUUUAGAUUUGGAAACCAUGACCUGGGAUGAAAUUGACACACUAGGUGUUUCGCCUUCUCCACGGUCUGACCAUGCUGCUGCAGUACAUGCAGAGCGUUAUCUUCUAAUAUUUGGUGGUGGCACACAUGCAACUUGUUUCAAUGAUCUUCAUGUCCUUGAUUUGAAAACUAUGGAAUGGUCAAGACCAACCCAACAAGGAGAGAUACCAAGUCCACGAGCUGGCCAUGCUGGUGUGAUCGUUGGAGAGAGUUGGUUCAUUGUUGGUGGUGGAGAUAACAAGAGUGGAGUUUCAGAAACUGUUGUCCUCAACAUGUCUACUUUGUCUUGGUCCAUCGUAACAACUGUUGAAGGGCGCGCUCCUCUUGCUAGUGAGGGGUUGAGUUUGGUGUUGAAUGGUGAAGAUGUGCUGGUGUCUUUUGGAGGAUACAAUGGGCGAUACAACAAUGAGGUCAACUUACUCAAACCCAGCCACAAAUCAACCUUGCAAGCAACUAUGUCGGGGACACCUGCCCUUGAUAGUGGUUCUGGUGUGCAGAAUGCGACAAAUGGCACAAGAGAUGUCGAGUUAGAAUUUGAAGCUGGUCAAGAAGGAAAAAUUAGGGAAAUCAGUAUGGAUAAUAAUGAGCCACAGACAAACCAAGUUAAUGAAGUCAUAGCUGCCCUUAAGACAGAAAAGGAAGAAUUAGAAUCAGCACUCGACAAGGAGAAGUCACAGUCACUUCAGCUAAAGCAAGAGCUGAUAGAAGCUGAAUCCAAGAACACAGACUUGUACAAGGAACUCCAGUCUGUGCGUGGUCAGCUUGCUGCAGAGCAGUCAAGAUGUUUUAAACUAGAGGUGGAUGUUGCAGAGCUACGACAAAAGCUACAAACAAUGGAGACGUUACAGAAAGAAGUUGAAAUCCUGCAAAGACAAAAGGCUGCUUCAGAAGAAGCUUAUGCAAAACAAAGACAGAGUACAGGAGGGGUGUGGGGAUGGCUAGCCGGGACACCCCCACCUAUCCAAAAACCAAACGACGCCUAGAUACAUAGUCAAUAUUCAUUUUUCUUAUAGAAUCUUGUUUCCUUUUUCUUUCUCUCUUGACCAUUGUGGUUCUACUUCUACUUAUGGUAUUUAGAAUUUUGUGCUAAA
Molecule: messenger RNA, 2304 nt
Organism: Cynara cardunculus var. scolymus (artichoke)
Lineage: Eukaryota; Viridiplantae; Streptophyta; Magnoliopsida; Asterales; Asteraceae
Product: acyl-CoA-binding domain-containing protein 4-like
Exons: 19
Coding region: 520-2196 (558 amino acids)
Biological process (GO): lipid transport
Cellular component (GO): cytosol
Molecular function (GO): protein binding; fatty-acyl-CoA binding
Source: RefSeq, a predicted model, not a curated record